GGACAGCAGGAUCCUUGAAAGCUGCUAUGAGACAUCUCCUUGUAUCCUUUAAUCAUCAGACUGCAGGAUAAGUGAGCGGGAAGGAGGGAAAAGUUGUUCUUCAGUCACUCAGGAUUUAAAUACUAGAAGAUGAAGACUGUAUUUUAUAUAUGUUUGCUUCUGGCUGGGCUUCAUGCUUUUGCCUAUGGCCAGCUUACAGCCAGCCACUACAAUGGACACGAUCCAAAUGAACCUAAAGACCAUAUGCAUCACAACGCUGAAGCGGCAGCUUGCCUCAAACUAGUGCCAAACAAUGCUGACUUUGCAUUUAAAUUUCUAAAUGAGGUUGCACAAGAAGCACCUAAUAAGAACAUUUUCUUCUCUCCUGUAAGCAUCUCUGCUGCCUUUGCAAUGCUGGCCCUGGGGGCUAGGUCAAUCACCAAGACUCAGAUCCUGGAAGGACUUGCCUUUAACCUUACAGAGAUUCAGGAGAAAGAGAUACAUGAAGGCUUCCACAAUCUCAUGCACAUGCUGAGCCAUCCCGAGAGUGGGGUGCAGCUCAACAUGGGGAAUGCAAUCUUUCUAACAAAGAAGCUGAAACCACUAAAAAAGUUUUUAGAUGAUGCCAAACCUUUGUAUCAACUAGAGGUUUUAGCUACUGACUUCAACAAUCCCACAGAGGCUGAGAAGGAGAUCAAUGAUUAUACAGAGAAGAAAACACAAGGGAAAAUUACUAAUUUGGUUAAGGAAAUAGAUCCACAGACUGUAAUGCUCCUGGCUAGCUUUGUUUUCUUUAGAGGCAACUGGGAAAAGCCUUUUAAACCAGAGAACACUGAAGAAAGGGAGUUCUUUGUGGAUGCUGAAACUACUGUGAAAGUUCCUAUGAUGUGUCGGAUUGGCACAUUUGACUUGUAUUUUGAUAAGGACCUGCCUUGCACCGUGGUACGUCUUCAUUACAAUGGAAGUGCUACUGCGUUUCUAAUUCUGCCAGCAAAAGGGAAAAUGAAGCAGUUAGAGCAAACUCUGGACAAGGAAAGAGUCAAGAAAUGGUCAGACCAUCUAUUCAAGAGCAAAAUACAGCUCUACUUCCCCAAAUUUUCUAUCUCUGGGACCUAUGAAAUAACAAACAUACUUAGCAAGAUGGGAAUUGUGGAUGUGUUCACCAACCAGGCAGAUCUCUCUGGCAUCAGUGGUGUCCCGGAGCUGAAGGUUUCUAAAGUUAUCCAUAAGGCUGCUCUGGAUGUUGAUGAGAGAGGUACUGAGGCAUCAGCAACAGCUGCUACUCCUAAAAUAAUGGCCCUCUCUCUUGCUCCAAUCAUUGAAUUCAACCGUCCCUUCCUGAUGCUGAUUUUUGAUAGAGACACAAACAGUACUCUCUUCAUAGGAAAAAUAGCUAACCCAACUACCACUAGUAGAACUGAGAUAUGAAUUCUAAUUAUUAUUACUGAUUAAAGAAGUUGUGAAACUGCACAACGUUUAUUUCCAUUUGCACCAGCGUAGUACACAGCUCUUUUUCAGCAAGAGUUUUUAUUCUAUAUCAUUGUCAAAAAUUCUAGGCAUUGAUUGUGACACUUUCUUAGGAGGAACUACGAAAAAUGUUUUAAAUUCAUCCACCAAAGAAUGACUAUUUACUUGACUGAAAAACAAGGAAAGACCUGCUAAAAGUUGCUAGUAUUCAGGGAGAAAUAUUUGUAUAACAGUGGAAGACUCCUGCUUAGCAAUUCAUUGUUAG
Messenger RNA from Gallus gallus (chicken), 1711 nucleotides. RefSeq names its product serpin family A member 1 (gene SPIA4). The coding region runs from base 130 to 1407 and encodes 425 amino acids. The transcript is spliced from 6 exons. Gene Ontology annotation, molecular function: serine-type endopeptidase inhibitor activity. NCBI's taxonomy places the organism in Eukaryota, Metazoa, Chordata, Aves, Galliformes, Phasianidae. Gene Ontology annotation, biological process: negative regulation of endopeptidase activity. The record is from RefSeq and is marked validated.